Spea bombifrons (plains spadefoot toad) is the source of this 2563-nucleotide messenger RNA. It is a transcript of the gene HTRA4, whose product is annotated as HtrA serine peptidase 4. Lineage: Eukaryota; Metazoa; Chordata; Amphibia; Anura; Pelobatidae. Bases 576 to 1985 code for a protein of 469 amino acids. Gene Ontology annotation, molecular function: protein binding; serine-type endopeptidase activity. The transcript is spliced from 9 exons. The record is from RefSeq and is a predicted model, not a curated record. Gene Ontology annotation, biological process: proteolysis; positive regulation of apoptotic process; programmed cell death. Gene Ontology annotation, cellular component: extracellular region.
GUCAACGUCGAAAGCUGCAGCAAAAUUCCUACGGAGACUGGGCAUUAACCGAGACUGAGUCUUCCACGAAUGAGCUAUUACUCCUGUCUCUGGGGUAACUGGGAGGGACAAGGGGGCAGAAAUAAAGCAGGGAUAAUUAGGGAACCAGACAGUAAAUGGGGGAACGUUAAAGGAAAAGCUGAAGAAACCGAUCGUAGCAGAACUAGGAGAACUCCCUUGGACACCUGUGGGAUCAUAGCUUGGGGAAUAAAGUCCCCUAAUGGGUCAAUUCAUUUAGAGGCUAACUGUAGGAGUUAUUGCUAGUUCCAUUUUUUUUUUAGAGUUUAGACGUUUAAUAAAUUGAAAACUAGGAGAACCUAGUCUGGCGAGGAGGAAAAAAAGGGAAUACGUCGAUUUAGGAAGCUGUGUUUUGGCAUAGAAUUUUGUGAUUCCUUUUAAUGGCAUUAUUUUCAUCCAUAUUAGUUCUUUGCAGGAUUUUCCUUCAAUGAGUUUAGAGCGGUUUUGUUACAAAUCAAGUUUUUGUGGGCAGUUUAGGUGUAGUUCUAAGAAUCUGAGUUAGAUUAGUCUUCUUCAGGAUGUCUCCUUUUAGACCAGUGCUCCUCGUUUUUCUGUUGUUCCUGUCCACCUCCGCCGUCCCCCGUAUUUCCCGUCGCCAGACGUCUAUUUGCCCCCAAGUAUGCGAGCUGUCCAGGUGCCCCCGUCCUCAGAUGCCCUGCCAAGCAGGCGAGGUGCGGGAUGCAUGUGGAUGUUGCCCGGUGUGCGGAGCAGCCGAGGGUGAGGCGUGUGGACAUCGCGGGGGAUCCCCGUGUGGAGAGGGUUUGGAGUGUGUCGUCCCUCGGGUUGGGGGGUCUUCGAGAAGGAAAGUUGGGGUGUGCGUGUGCAGUACCAGCGAGCCGGUGUGCGGCAGCGACGGCAAAACCUAUAGGAACCUGUGCCACCUCAAGGCCGAAAACAGACAGGCAAGGAGGAAGAACUCACCGCCUGCCAUCCACAUCCAGAAAGGGCCAUGUGAUACUGGCUCCCAUUAUCCUGACAGCAAGAGGUACAAGUUCAACUUCAUAGCUGAUGUGGUCCAGAAAAUAGCACCAGCCGUGGUACAUCUGGAGCUGUUUAGAAGGUCUCCAUUCACAGGUCAGGAAAUGGCGGUAUCCAGUGGUUCGGGAUUUAUCGUGUCUGAAGAUGGCCUCAUAGUGACGAACGCACAUGUGCUAACGAACAAACAACGCAUUAAAGUGGAAGUGAAAGACGGGGCCCAUUAUGAUGCUAAAAUAACGGAUAUUGACCAGAAACUAGACAUAGCGCUAAUCAAGAUUGAACCAGAUGCCCCUCUUCCAGUUUUGAUGCUGGGAAGAUCGUCUGACCUGAGGCCAGGAGAGUUUGUGGUGGCUCUGGGAAGCCCCUUCUCCUUACAGAACACAGUGACCACCGGAAUCAUCAGCACCACCCAGCGAGGAGGCAAAGAACUAGGACUGAAAGAUUCCGACAUGGAUUAUAUCCAAACAGAUGCCAUCAUUAACUAUGGAAAUUCCGGAGGGCCGCUUGUGAAUUUGGACGGGGAGGUUAUAGGUAUAAAUACACUAAAGGUGACGGCAGGAAUAUCUUUUGCCAUUCCAUCUGACCGUAUCAGGCAAUUUCUGGCAGAAUCACAUGACAGACAACUUAAAGGUAAAUCACCUCCAAAGAAGAAGUACAUGGGGGUACGAAUGCUUCAACUUUCACCAAACUUAAUCCGCGAGCUCAAAUUGCGUGAUAAAGAUUUCCCCGAUGUCAAUUCUGGAGUUUACGUUUUUGAGGUUAUUCAAGGAACAGCUGCAGCGAGUGCAGGGAUGAAGGAUCAUGAUGUUAUUAUCAGCAUUAACGGGAGGACAGUGACCACUACUGAGGAGGUCAGCGAGGCCGUGAAGAAUAACGAGGCACUUUCCAUGGUGGUGCGGCGAGGGAAUGAAGACAUCAUCCUGAGCGUGGUGCCUGAGGAAAUGGGCUAAGGACAUCUCCAGCCUCCCAACGUCAAGACGUUCUACACCAGGAUCUCUUUACGCUAAGUGCAUUGAGCACUGAAGCUUUAGACUUGGAAACCAUUAAUCAACUGGUCUUUGAGCAUUUAUCAGAUGGCUAUUUAAAGCCGUGAUCUUCAUGGGGUGGAACAAAAACACAGGGAACUGUAGUGAACUGUAAUAAGCCGCUAAGUAUGAAAAUACAAAAGACAGAAGACAAAUUAUGUAGGGUAUACAUGAUGAGUAAUAAUGCACCUGCGGUCAAAAUUAAUUAAUCUGAUUAAUUUUUGAAUAGGUUUUAGAUUUCACCUCUUCCAUGUGAAUUAUAAAAACUUAUAAACAGAGAACAAAUAAUGAAUCAGACACAUGUGAAGAGAACACAGAACAUGAUCGUUCCAUAGCGGGGAGAGGUCACUGUGUGUAAAAUAUUAAUACCCAAGCAAAAAAAAAAAUGCCAAUACAGAUAUUUUUUAUAUUGUUUAUAAUAUAUAUAUAAAUUUUAAAUAAUUAAAUUUAGUUAGAAUAAGAAAAAAAAUGAGAAUUUGACAUUUUAACAACAUUUUAGUCAC